AUGGGCACCGAUGGUGAGGUCUUCAAACAAAGGGAAAAUUUGAUGGAGAAGAGCGGGGAGGAGAAGGGGAGUGGUCAGGCCCAAAAUUCAAAUUUUUUGGGUGGGAGAAUUGGUUCAGCAGCAAGACAGUAUGCAACAGGAGAUUCAUGGAGCCCUUUAGAAGGGGAGAGUUCAGAUGGUAAGGAACCUGAUGUUCCUUUGGACUCAGGGGACCCAGGAGGGGGUCCCAGAGCACGAGAAGAGGAGAUAGCAAUAGGCAAGGGGAAUGGUAAGAUUUACGAGAGCUUAUGGCCACCAUUUUGUGUUGCUCAACCAUUUCUGCCAUGGGGAAAAGAAGAUGAGUCAGAGGAUCUAAGUAAAAAGGGGAGAAACAAGGGAAAAAGGAAGAGGAUAGUGGUGGAUUCAGAUAUUUCGAAGUCUGAGGCCGAGUCCUUUGAAGGUAAACUCAUCAAAAGAAAGAAAAGUAAAGGCACUAGAAAGCAAACCCAGAGGAAGAAAAACAUCAGCAGGGGAGCUAACAAAGAUAUUAAUCAAAUUUUGAUUGAUUCUGAUGAGGAGGCAGAGGAGGUUAAAAAUGAUAAUGGGCAGGGUAAGGAGGGGGAUGAUAUCCCGGUUGUGGGCAGCAAUGAGGAUUUGAAUACUCAAGACAUAGGCAGCCUGAAGAAGGAUAUGAAUAUUGUCAAAAGAGCCAUGAUAGGUGACAAACCUCUGUCUGAAAAUGUCAAAGAACUGGCGGUGGAAAUUAAUAAUGCUAAAGCCAUUGAAAAUAUGAUGGAACUCACAGUAAAGAAGAUAGCUGAACAGAACUUCCAGAUUCUCAAAGCCUCGGCGGACAACAUGAACAUUUUGAUUAAUAGAUUUGAUAACAUAAAAGAUAAAGAGGGCAACAAGGAUCAACUGGACAAAAAAGGUCACGAGAAGAGGACUAGAGCCAACACCAGGAAUAAGGGGAACAUCAAGGGUUGA
Molecule: messenger RNA, 966 nt
Organism: Cryptomeria japonica (Japanese cedar)
Lineage: Eukaryota; Viridiplantae; Streptophyta; Pinopsida; Cupressales; Cupressaceae
Exons: 6
Coding region: 1-966 (321 amino acids)
Source: RefSeq, a predicted model, not a curated record